ACUAACAGAACGAGCUUGGACUGCCACCGCAAAGAAAAUACUCGGGACCAUUGUCGGUCCAGUGUAUACCCGCCGCGAUGGGCUCUCAAAAGAACGACCGCAAGCGACAGCGCUCUGAGGUAGAGGACGCUGUAGCCGCCGCGAUUGAAAGCCAAGAGCCGGGCGCGGCCCCAACGACGAAGCGAGCUCGAGUUGAAGAGCGCCGGUCUCUUUUUGUUCGAUCAUUACCGCCUAGCGCCACCAACGAGUCUCUGACUGAGUUCUUCUCACAACACUUUCCUGUCAAGCAUGCAGUCGUUGUUCUGGACCAGAACACCAAGCAGUCUCGCGGCUAUGGCUUCGUCACCUUCGCAGACGCUGAGGAUGCUUCUGAGGCACAGAAGGCUUUGGACAAGGCCGCAUGGGACGGGAGGCGCAUCCGAGUCGAUCUAGCAGAGCGCAGGCACAGAAACGCAGCCGAUGAAACGGAAAAUGUCCCUCAUGCCAAGCCUGGGAGGCCUGCACCCCAGCCUACAAAGCUCAUCGUGCGAAAUUUGCCGUGGACAAUAAAGACUUCCGAACAACUGUCACAUCUGUUCAGGAGCUAUGGCAAGGUCCGAUUCGCCGACCUUCCCAACAACAAGGGCAAGCUCAAGGGAUUCGGGUUCGUCACGCUCCGUGGGCGGAAGAACGCCGAGAAGGCUUUGGAGGGAAUCAACGGCAAGGAAAUUGACGGCCGAACCCUAGCCGUCGAUUGGGCUGUUGACAAGGCCACAUGGGACCAGCAGCAAGAAAAGGAACAGGAGAAAGAGGCUAGUGACGAGUCCGUUGCUCAGGCCGAUGCAGACUCUGAUGAAGACAGCGAGACGUCUGCUGCUGACACUCCCGGCAAGAGCGUGGACCACGAAUUAAACGCCGACUUGGAGAACUUCAUGAAGAACCAUCUUCAGAACCUCGAAGACGAGGACGAAGAGGACGAAGACAAGAACGACAGCGACGACGAGGAGGCUGCCACCAAUGAGCCCGAGGAGAAGCCCCAACGAAAGACAACCGACAACUCCUCGACGCUCUUCAUCCGCAACCUGCCGUUCACCACAACAGACGAACAACUCAAAGAUUUCUUCGAGACGUUUGGAAGAGUCCGUUACGCUCGCGUUGUCUUCGACAAAGUCACUGAAAAGCCCGCUGGAACCGGUUUUGUCUGCUUUGUCAAGGAGCUGGAUGCGAAAGAGUGCAUCAAGGGAGCUCCCCGGCCCAAGCCAGCCGCCGCCGGUGCCAAGCAGUCUCUCCUCCUGGACGAGAACGCAGAUCCUACUGGAAAAUACACGCUCGAUGGACGGCUCCUUCAAGUAGCUCAAGCCGUCAACAAGGAAGAGGCUACCAACUUGGCAGACAGCUCAUUGGCCAAACGGCAGGAGAAGGACAAGAGACGACUUUAUCUAUUGUCUGAGGGUGCCAUAAGUACGAGCUCCCCUUUGUACAACUUACUCUCACCCCCAGAGGUUAGGAUGCGGCAGGCAAGUGCCGCACAACGCCGAAAAUUGGUUCAGAGCAACCCAAGUCUGCACGUCAGCCUUACUCGACUAGCGAUACGCAACCUUCCACGCAAUAUUGGGUCAAAGGAGCUCAAGGAGUUGGCGCGGAAAGCUGUCGUAGGGUUCGCUCAGGAAGUGAAGGAAGGUCGACGCCAGCCACUUUCCAAGGAGGAGAACGCCAGAGACGGCAAGGAUGCCAAGGAAAAGGAGCGGCAACGAAAGCUCAAAGGCAAGGGUAUUGUCCGCCAGGCCAAGAUCGUCUUCGAAAGCAACGAGGGAUCCAAGGUGACAGAGAAGAGUGGAGCGGGCAAGAGCCGCGGAUACGGGUUCAUUGAGUAUGUUUCGCACCACUGGGCACUGAUGGGCUUGCGGUAUUUGAACGGCCAUCAGCUUGAGGGAUACAAUGGGAGGAAGCAGCGCUUGAUUGUUGAGUUCUCCAUCGAGAACGCGCAGGUCGUGCAGAGGAGGCGUGUGGCCGAGGAGAAGUCUGCCCAGGGCACCAGGGGAAGGGGGGCGAAGGCUGCUGAGGCUGCCAAGGACAAGAAUGACGAGGCCGAGCAACCUGUCGCGCGCGCGCGUGGAAAGGGCCAGGGAGGCAACAAGGUCAAAGGGCAGAUGCGAGGCGGUGAAGAACGCAAGGAUGUCGAAAAGCACGAGGACAUGAAGCAAAGGCUCAUCGCUCGGACCAGGCUCGUGCGCAAGAAGAAGGCAAAGGCACGGGGCAAGAGUUAGACAUGAUGCUUCACUCUCACAACGCUAGCGUCGGACUCGUCGGACCGAAAUAUCCUGAACAUAUACUCGUACACUCAAAUACUCGCUUGAAGACUCCAC
Purpureocillium takamizusanense is the source of this 2345-nucleotide messenger RNA. RefSeq names its product RNA recognition motif-containing protein (gene NOP4). Gene Ontology annotation, molecular function: RNA binding. The transcript has a single exon. Lineage: Eukaryota; Fungi; Ascomycota; Sordariomycetes; Hypocreales; Ophiocordycipitaceae. The record is from RefSeq and is a predicted model, not a curated record. The coding region runs from base 78 to 2246 and encodes 722 amino acids.